ACUUUACAGCAAUUAUUGUUUAUUCUGUGCAGCUAACGAGUUAGCUCGUAGCUCAUAAUGUCUGCGUCCUAGUGAGCCGCCUACAUAGGCAUCAUGUUUGGGCGUCUGAGGAGGAUCUUUACGAAUCAGCAGGGAUUUUGGUGCGCUGCGAGUCAGCAGUAUUUUGGGACACCAUCGGCCCUAUUUAGAAAACUCGUUAGGUUUUGAGACACAAGCCAUGACUCGUUGACGUAUGUUGAGUGAUAAAGGUCCUCUGAUGAUAUCGUAUCCAGAAAUGCUGUCUAGGGGCCUGAUAAUGGCCAGCCAAGGAUGCUAGCGUUACCAUGGGCAGCGUCACUCUGCGCUACUUUUGCUAUGGUUGCCUCUUCACCUCCGUGACCUGGUCGAUUCUACUCUUCCUGUAUUUCCACCUCAGCCAGGAGAGCCAUUUGUCCUUCAAAAAUGUGCCCGUCCAGGGGCAUCACCGCUUUCAGCCUCGUUUCACCCGUGGCCCAGCGGUCCCUCGCAGAGAUGGCAGUAAAGUCCGCAAAGGACAUGUAGUGGAUGCUCUCAAGCCGGACCUUUCUCCAGAGCUGGGAAUGAUUUUUAACAAGCAGGACCAAGAGGUACGAGAUAUGGGCUAUCAUAAGCACGCCUUCAACGUUCUCAUCAGUAACCGGCUUGGCUACCACAGAGACGUCCCUGACACCAGGAAUGACAAGUGCAGAGACCGGAUCUAUCCGGUGGCCUUGCCCACAGCCAGUAUAGUGAUCUGCUUCUACAAUGAGGCAUUCUCUGCCCUCCUUAGGACAAUUCACAGCGUGCUGGAUCGCACACCAAACUACCUGCUCCAUGAGAUCAUACUGGUGGAUGACCACAGUGAACUGGAUGAUCUGAAAGAAGACUUGGAUUCUUACAUACAGCAGCACCUGCAGAAGAAAGUGAAGCUAGUUCGUAAUGAGAAGAGGGAGGGGCUGAUCCGCGGAAGGAUGAUUGGGGCAUCUCACGCUACAGGUGAGGUGUUGGUGUUUCUGGACAGUCACUGUGAGGUGAAUGAGGCAUGGCUCCAGCCUCUGCUUACGCCCAUCAAAGAGAACAGAAAAACCGUGGUUUGCCCAGUCAUCGACAUCAUCAGCGCAGACACACUAGUAUACAGCCCCUCUCCUAUCGUGCGGGGGGGAUUCAACUGGGGCUUGCACUUUAAAUGGGAUCCAGUGCCCAUGUCUGAACUCAACAGCCCCGAUGGAGCCAUCAGGUCUCCCACGAUGGCAGGUGGGCUGUUCGCCAUGGACAGGAAUUAUUUUUAUGAGCUUGGUCAGUAUGAUCGCGGCAUGGACAUCUGGGGUGGAGAGAACUUGGAGAUCUCUUUUCGGAUUUGGAUGUGUGGAGGCCAGUUACUGAUCGUUCCCUGCUCCAGGGUGGGGCACAUUUUCCGCAAGCGUCGGCCCUAUGGGUCACCCGGAGGUCAGGAUACAAUGGCCCACAAUUCUCUGCGUUUGGCCCAUGUCUGGAUGGAUGACUAUAAGGAGCAGUACUUUGCCUUGCGCCCGGAGCUGAGGAACCGUGACUACGGUGACAUCAGCGAGCGGGUCGCUAUUCGCAAGCGGCUGCAGUGUCAUUCCUUCAAAUGGUACCUGGACAAUAUCUAUCCUGAAAUGCAGGUCUCCUCCCCACACAAGCCCCAGCAGCCUGUCUUUAUCAACAAGGGUUUGAAGAGACCCAAAGUCUUGCAGCGGGGUCGGCUGCGUAAUAUUCUGGCUGACAAGUGUCUGGUGGCACAGGGGCGUCCCAGUCAGAAGGGAGGUGCUGUGGUGGUGAGAGACUGUGACCCACAGGACCCUGAGCAGGAAUGGGCCUAUGAUGAGGAGCAUGAGUUAAUUCUAGCCGGGCUGCUGUGUUUGGACAUGUCUGAGAUUCGUUCUUCUGACCCGCCGCGCCUCAUGAAGUGUCACGGCUCAGGUGGAUCUCAGCAGUGGACACUAGGGAAGAAUAACUGGCUAUACCAGGUGUCAGUGGGCCAGUGUUUGGCUGUUGCUGACCCACUCAGCAUCAAAGGAUAUGUUACCAUGGCGAUCUGUGAUGAUUCUGGGUCCCAGCAGUGGCAGUUAGAGGGCUGAGGAUGCUGGAAGUGUGAGGAACCGCUAUAGCCCCACCUCUGGCUGGGGACUGAACUGCACCGCCACAGUGCCGUCAGCUCAGAAACGGACAACAGACCCUUGCCAGUCCAGACCGCUGUGACAGGAUGUUGUGAGGGCCUACAGUGAGGAGGAGCUCAUCUUUCAGUUUCAGCUUUGGUCUGAAGCUUUCUUGACCCACAUUCUUUACUCAGAAACAACUAUUUUUAGAGAGUAUUUUAAAAAUCGUGUUUAUUCAAGUACUUGUACGUUUUAAUCAUUUUAAUUUGCUUUUGAAAUGUAAAUGAUUUGCACAGAAAAACUAUUUUCAAUGUUUUACAGAUGAUAGAUGUUCAUAAAUAUAAUCAUAGUCUGCUAGAUUUUGAGUUCAACAUUUUAAUUAUGAAUGCACCACUUCUUAGCAUUACUUGAUUAUAUUUUUUUUUUUCAAUCAAGUUAACGCAAGCCUGUAAUUUUGAAUUUCUUCAUCUGAUUUUAUUUGAUUUCAUGAUCACUGGAUUUAAUAAAUUGCAAAUGUAUUGGGUCGUUCUGCAAUGGGUUAGUAUUUUCUUAUUAUUGCCGGGAUUCCAAUAUAGAUAAGAUGAGUUCAGUAGAACAGCCUAAAUAAUAAAAUAAUAAAACCAAUCAACAUUGGUAAGAUACUUUAUUACAGUUAGUAUUAAACCAAGCGGCUUGGAAAAAGAUGGAGGGACAGUAUUUUUCAACUCAAUGAUUUUGGAUUGAAUAUGAAAGCUUCAGAUAUCUUUUUUUUUCUUCUUCUUCUUCUUCUUUUUUUUAUGGAUGAUGGUACGAAAAAUUUAAAGUCGUAUGUGAAUGUAAACUGCACUUAUUGUCAUUUUGUACAUGGAAUUGUAAAUACAACGGUACCAAAAUAAAAUAAAUCUUCACCA
Cyprinus carpio (common carp) is the source of this 3004-nucleotide messenger RNA. RefSeq names its product UDP-N-acetyl-alpha-D-galactosamine:polypeptide N-acetylgalactosaminyltransferase 11 (GalNAc-T11). Gene Ontology annotation, cellular component: Golgi apparatus. Gene Ontology annotation, biological process: regulation of Notch signaling pathway. NCBI's taxonomy places the organism in Eukaryota, Metazoa, Chordata, Actinopteri, Cypriniformes, Cyprinidae. Gene Ontology annotation, molecular function: Notch binding. The record is from RefSeq and is a predicted model, not a curated record.